This is a messenger RNA of Salpingoeca rosetta, 1856 nucleotides long. RefSeq lists its product as uncharacterized. Lineage: Eukaryota; Choanoflagellata; Craspedida; Salpingoecidae. Bases 1 to 1638 code for a protein of 545 amino acids. Gene Ontology annotation, cellular component: transcription factor TFIIH holo complex; transcription factor TFIIH core complex. The transcript has 12 exons. Gene Ontology annotation, molecular function: double-stranded DNA binding; ATPase activator activity. Gene Ontology annotation, biological process: nucleotide-excision repair. The record is from RefSeq and is a predicted model, not a curated record.
AUGGAAGACACGACGAUCCAAGAUGGAGCAGAUGUGCGGGCGUUCCUGCUGACGCUCCCUGACAGCACGUUCCUCCGCAUGUACAAGCACGCACACGCUUGCUUGGGCCUCUUUCAGCUGUGUCUGGAUGGGCUGUCCAAGCAGAUGGUGCUGCGGUUGCUGUAUCUGCCAUCAGCACUGAGCAAGGCCAUCGUCUCAACUUGGAUUGUCCCCGAGCAAGCCAGGCUGUGGACAGAGAGUUUGGAACAGCUGCAGAAGCUUCAGAUCUUGGCUGUGAGUGGAGACGGUGCCGUUGCCGUGGCCCAGCCCUUCAAGAACGGCCUCAUCGCUGCGCUGCAAGGCACUGGGAAAGAGCGCUGCCAAGCGCCCGAUCCAGGCAAACACGCAGCGUCAAAGGACUUCCUGCAACAGUAUGCAGACGAGAAGUGGGAGGACGUGCUGGACUACAUGGUUGGCAGUGACAGCUUGGAAGAGGACACGGUGAAGCAGGCCUUGUAUCAAUCACACCUCAUGACAUGGCGAGAAGAUGUGCAGGACUUUGACAUCUCAUCGCUCGGGUUCCAGUUUCUCUUGCAAGAUCGACGCACACAGCUGUGGUUCUACGUCAUCAAGUUCCUGCAAACCUGCCAGAACGAAGGCAUUGACAUUGAGGACGCGCUUGGCUUUGUGUUUCGUGUCGCCUACACCACCUUUGGCAACUAUUACCCAACGGAGGUGUUGAACAAGACAGAACACCUCGUGCUGCGCCAUUUUUCCAAGAUUGGGCUCUGCUACCACCGCAAGAAAAAGUCAAAGCAAUACUACCCAACACGCCUCGCUCUCGCUCUCAGGACCAGCAGCGCCCUCGUGGCAAAGGACGCGAUGAGGUGUGGGUUCCUGGUGAUUGAGACCAACUUCCGCAUCUACGCCUACACCAAGUCCGACCUCAAAAUCUCCUUGCUCAAGCUGUUUGCAAAGCCGCUAUACAAGUUGCCCACGAUGCUGGUGGCAUCCAUUACGCGGUCAAGUGUGCGCCAAGCCAUGGCGCAGGGUAUCACGGCUCGCCAGAUCCUUCAUUUUCUCAAGGUGCACUGCAGCUCACGCAUGCGCCACCAGCCCCACUCAGUGUUUUCGCCCGUGCCACCAACGGUGAGCGAUCAAAUCCUGCUGUGGGAGCAAGAAACAAGUCGCCUGUCCAAGACGGAGGGCGUGUUGUUCCGCCACUUGCCCAAGCCCAUCUUCCCGAAGCUGCUUGCCUUUGUCAAGGAGCGUCAGGCAUGCAUCUGGUACGACGAGACAAAGAGGGCGAUCAUCCAAAACAACAACAACAACAUCAACAACAACAACUACAACUACAACAACAACUACUACAACAACAACUACAACAACAACUACUACUACAACAACUACUACUACUACUACUACUACUACUACUACUACUACUACUACUACUACUACUACUACUACUACUACUACUACUACUACUACUACUACUACUACUACUACUACUACUACUACUACUACUACUACUACUACUACUACUACUACUACUACUACUACUACUACUACUACUACUACUACUACUACUACUACUACUACUACUACUACUACUACUACUACUACUACUACUACUACAACUACAAUAAGGUGCGCGGCUGACCUCUUGGUUAGGCGCGUGCGUUGCGGAAUGCGGGAGAGUAAAUGACGCGGGAGAUGUACGUGGAGACGCUCUCGAGAAACUCUGGAGUGCUUGUGCGCUUCACUUGCUCGUCCACUUCCUUUGGAAUCUGAUACCCUUUGAUCUUGGACACAAGCCACAUGCUGCGCACGUGACACUCCUGCACCAUGCCAACGUGUAAUAAACGAACCUCAGUGUG